This is a messenger RNA of Fusarium vanettenii 77-13-4, 777 nucleotides long. RefSeq lists its product as uncharacterized. Lineage: Eukaryota; Fungi; Ascomycota; Sordariomycetes; Hypocreales; Nectriaceae. The record is from RefSeq and is a predicted model, not a curated record. The coding region runs from base 1 to 777 and encodes 258 amino acids. The transcript has 2 exons.
AUGCCAUCUGCAGCUUACUUCCCGGUGCCCUUCUCCUGUCGGACCGACUCGACUUUCGUCGUUCUCUUGAAGAGUCAAAAUGAAACGGCUACAAACAGAGGAGGAAAUCCCACAAUCUUCAACACGCAACUGUACGGAUAUUUCCUUUCCCUUGAGAUGCUGGAUUGCGCCCGCGCUAUCCUCGAUGCGGAGAGUAGCAUCCCCGUCCCGGUGGUGCCGGACGAUCCAACAAUCCACCCCUGGACGAAUCUGGAACUUCAGAUACCAGUCACUCCAAACCCGCCGACAACUUACUGGAUAGUGACCUGCUCUACAAUUGGUUCUGCAUCUUUUGGGAGAUCUUCAGUUCCUCAGACGUUGGCGAAGGAGCCAACAUCCCGUCUCGUCAUGGGCCUCUUAUCCAGGUAUUCUUUUCUCAGAGACGCUGUCCCCAAUUCUUGCCCUCAAGCUGACUCUAAGCCGACAAGACAGGACUCGGAGACCUGGGUCGACAGCAGACCACUGACAAUCAACGCUCUCUUCAACGAUUUCUCGGUCAUCUUGGCGAGCUGGCGAAACGCAAUCACUCACAACACUUGGAAAUGCUCCGAUCCUCUCGACUUUGGACGUAGCAGCUCGUGCUUUGACACUUUUACCACUUACCAGGGUUCUGUGAUCAAAGCGGCAUCACCGUCGGCAUUUCCGACCGAAGCGUUUUCAGCCCCGGCUAGCCUCAACGUAGCGUUCGGUUCCAUCGGCCCUACUCCCCAAGGUAGUAACUUCGGGGUUAGAAGCUGA